Messenger RNA from Strigops habroptila (Kakapo), 4105 nucleotides. It is a transcript of the gene TMEM53, whose product is annotated as transmembrane protein 53. Bases 34 to 867 code for a protein of 277 amino acids. NCBI's taxonomy places the organism in Eukaryota, Metazoa, Chordata, Aves, Psittaciformes, Psittacidae. The record is from RefSeq and is a predicted model, not a curated record. The transcript has 3 exons.
CGGCGGUGGGGGGUGAGGUAGGAGCUUGCGGACAUGGGCGCCCGCGGGAUGGAGGACGCGGUGGUGGAGCUGGCGCCGGGCGACGGCUGUGAAAGCAGUACAGAGAGAGGAUGUGCAGAUGGUCAACCUGUGGUGAUCCUCCUGGGUUGGGCAGGCUGCCAGGACAGGCACCUGGCCAAAUACAGCGCAAUCUACAGUCAGAAGGGGUGCACUGUCAUACGCUACACGGCUCCAUGGAGGAUGAUAUUCUUCUCUGAGACCUGUGGCAUCAGAUCCCUCCAGGCCCCAGCCAAGCGACUCCUGGAGCUACUCUUUGACUACAGCAUUGAGAACAGACCCAUUCUUUUCCAUGUUUUCAGCAAUGGUGGUGUCAUGCUGUACCGCUACAUCUUGGAGAUGCUCCACUCUCACAAGCCAUUUAAAGACCUCAAAGUAGCAGGCACCAUUUUUGAUAGUGCCCCUGGCAGAAGAAACCUGAAAGGAGCCCUUCGUGCCUUUGCAACUGUCUUGGUGUCCAAGAAUGUGCUGCUCAAGUAUUUCCUCUUAUUUACUUUUGCUACCGCAGCUGCUGUGCUGCGGAUCUUCCUGUACCCAUUGACCCGCUUCAUCCACAAGAGCCACUAUGACUUCCUGCUGAAAGCACCCUCACGGUGGCCUGAGCUUUACCUCUAUUCCGAAGCCGAUGCCAUCAUCAAGGCCAGCGAAGUGAAGGACAUGGCUGAUGCCCGGCAGCAGCUUGGUGUCUCCGUGAAAGCUGUGGACUUUGCGUAUUCAGCUCAUGUUAGCCACAUGCGGGCAUAUCCCACCUAUUACAGCAGCCUCUGUACGACUUUCCUGUCUGACUGUCUUGAGGGCUCACCUCAAUAGAGCUGUAAUGAGCACCAGUGUUUGCCUCUUUGCUCAGUUGAUAUGGGAAACUUCACCCCCUUUGCCUUUAUGUGUUUGAAGGGAGGAAGGUUGAGACUUAUUAGCUGUUUGGGUUGGUUUUUUCUCUCCACCAUAUACAAGUUUGAAAGCCUCCGUGUUAUAGCAGAAGGUAGAUAAGGAUUAAUUUAAAGUACUGAAGGUGAAAUCCUAGGAUGGUUGAUGUUGAUGUGCUUUGAUGAUGACACCUGGGUGUCACAGGCCAGAAUUUCACACAGGUUGUUACUUGUUUCUUCCUGUCUCCUAUUGUUCUCUGCUUUCAUGUUGUCUCCUUGUCACUCAUGUUCAAUAUGCAUGUUCUGUUGCCUUGUGCUGAUUUUACAUGUCUUUUGCUGUUUUUUUUCUUCUGAGCCAUUUCUUUUAUCUCACAGUGAGCAAACAGAAACAGCUCUGCAGGACUUUCCUCUUGGUGCAUCUCAUCUCUUAUUAUACUCCUUGCUGGAGAUCAGGCCCAGAAACCAAGUGUAAGACCUGGAGAAGGUGUGUGCAAGGCAGUGUGACCAUACUGUCAUCUGGUUCCACUAAAUAGCUGAGAUAGAGCAGUCAAAGCUUUGAUCCUUGUUGAGAGCUCAGAUGUUUGUGGUAACUUUCGUGUUCUUCAACCAAAACAUUGAAGUUAACCUUUUUGAAUGUCUCGUGUUUGUUUCUCUUCCUUCCAGUCUUUUGUGUGUUCUCCUGAGUAGUUUUAUUUCGUAGGAAAACUGCUCAUUUGUUAUUGUUGGUCUUUGAGCAGCCCAUAUUGUGCAUUGGGAAAUGCAGGGAAACUGGCACAGCUGCAACCCAAAAGACCUCAUACACAGCAAGGUGGAACUACACAGAGAAAUGAAACUGUCUCUUGGAGUAAUGAUUUAUGCUGCUGUUUCUUAAGUCACUUCCAGCCCACAAAUGACCAUGACAUUCAAUGUUUUUCCCCAUAAUGUUCUCUUCAGAUGAUCAGUCUUUGCUGCCCGUGCAGCAUGUACCAGUAAUACAAGAAAUGAAUUCUUUCCAUCUAGUGAAAAAGUAGCUCAUUGCACUGCACUUCAGCCGUGUUUGGUUUUGGGGUUUGUUGUUUCUUUGUGGGAGAAGCAGGGUUAAAGACAGAGGAGAACCUGCUAAUAUGUUUGUUUACGUCCUGUCACACCAUUGCCAGUUAAUUAACCUUGUGGUGGACAGGAUUAGCCAACUUUAAAUUCCCAGUCCAAGAUUGCCAGGAACAGGCUGCGGAGGGCUGUGAUACGGGCUUGUUUGAGCAAGGAACUGCCCUUGAGAAGUAGGAACAUAAAAAGUAUGAGGAUUUUUAUGGCGGUUUGCUGCCUGUGGGCUGCUGUGCUUGUCUUGCCCACCCUUGGGGUGCUGUCACCUACAAUUAUAAAGCAUUUGCUGUUCUGAAUCGAAAUGCAGAGAUGGAGGUCUCUGUGGAAGCACAGGGUGGGUUGUGCUCAGCAGCCAGCACCGCUGUUUUUAGCAGGCUAGUGUGGCAGCACUUAUGUAAAGCAAAGAGUAACCCCAUGUUGGGCAUGGCUGUAAAGGAUGUACUGGGGUGUGUAGGUGAUAAUUAACUGAAAAGGUGUUGAUGGCUUGGUUUAUCUUCAGGUUUUUUUUAAAGCAAGAACUGGCUCCAAGCACAGGAGUCCUUGUUGCUCAGGGUUGUCUUCUGUAGGUGUGAUCCCAGUUUCAGGUGCCACUGUGAAGAUGAGCUGUGGUUACCCUGGGUAAAAUAAUCCAGCCUGCUGCUUCUCCAAACUCCCUCGAGUUUGGGCCUGUAAAAUCCAGGCACGGUCCCCUAUACCCAGAAAGCUCAUCAGAGAUCUCCCAGCUUUCUAAAGCAGGCCCCUGGUUUGUGCUGUCCGUGCUGUAGCUGCUGAGCUGUGCUCUGCCUGCCUUCCCAGGAUCUGCGCUGUGUCUGUUAAGCAUCCAGCCUGUUUGCGGCACUGCGAGAGCUCUUAGGGAGCGGAGGUGGUAAAAGGUUAUUUGAGUAGCACUUGCCCUCAUGCUGGUUUCUAUGGGUUCGGUAUUUACAGAACAGUUAAACACUCCAUAACAUUCGCCUCUGGAUUAAUACAGUUGUGCUGGGCUGGGAAUCUGCUGUUCCUGUUUAUUGCUCUGGGUGUUGGAACUUCUCCUGUUUAAGGACUUGGGCUGUUGCAGAGCAUGGCUGGCAGGAGCCGGAGCUAAACCCUCUGCCUCUCUGCAACAGGAUGGUGAGGUUCCCUCUGGGAAGAGCCUCGCUGGUUUCAGCUCCACCUUCCAUCCCCACCUUCACCUCCCCACCAUGGGAUUGCUGCUUCCUUAAUUCAGCCCAGCUCUGCUCCAGCUCCCCACUUCCCCUGGCAGCAGGCAGGGAGCGGGUGCUGGAGCUCUGCAGUUGGAAGGGCCCUGGGCUUCACAGGCAGGAACUUGCUCAUGGGCAUUUCCACUGCUGCAAAACUGCCUUGAGAUCAGGGCUGGUCACUGUACACACCUCUCUAAGAGCAGGGGUUUCUGGAGCAAGUCAGUGAUUUACAGAGGCACCAUCAGCACCACUCUUCUGGGUAGGUUUCGUUUUCUGUGUCCCAGCAAGUUUUAAUGAUGAUUAUGAGCAGUGUGUUAAACGUACUGUCUGUCUGAUAUAUCACCACCUUCCUUCCUAUGCAGUACGUAUGCUCACCCUCCCCUUUCUGCCCUCUUUAUUUCUGUUGCUUUUUAUUUAAAACAGAAGGUUAAUAAGUUGGAGCCUGAAGGCACAUGGCCAAGAACUGAUCCAAGCACUACUGGAUUCAAAAAAUCCAGCCUCAAAUGCUUAAUCCUUGCUAAACUGUCACGGUUUGGUGCAGCCCGAGUUCCUAAAGAGCUUCAGCCUGAACGCUGAAAGCCAAAGGUUGGGAUAUCUUGGCAAAUCCAAGUAAAUAUCUGACAGGAGCUGUGGGAGGGUAUUUCAGAUGUGGUCUUGGGGAGGGAAAAUGCAGCAUCCCUGGGCUUGCCUUGCGGGAUGGGAGUGGGAUAUGGCACCAGUGAUCGCUGCUGGAGGGUGCCCUUGCAGCCAGCGUGCCCCACAGCAGUGGGAGAGGCUGCAGUGGGGACUGGUGCAGACCAGGGGCAUGAUCCAGCCCAGCCAGGGGUCACGUUUUGGAGCAGGAGGGAGCAUCUUGCAGCACAACUAAUUCAAAACAGGCCCCUGAGCAAAGACUGACCUGUGCCUAAUAAAGGUGUUGUUUUAAAA